UUAAAAAAUCGGAAUAAAAAAGGAAACGUAUAGAAAAAGCUUCUCCAAAGAAUUUGAAGGAGAAAGAUUCAUUCAUGUUCAUUUUUUCCUUUUCCCCUUCGUCCCCAUCAAGUUUCUGAUUCUCUCUUUUCACUUCCUUUCUCUUUCUUCAUUCUUCUUUCUCUUUUCAACUAUUUUCUUUACAUUUUUUUCUUUUUCUCUCGCUUUUUUCGCGUUCACUUUCUCUACUCUGUUUUACGCAUUUUAUUUAUUGUUUUGUUAGUUAAUUUUGCGAUUCGAGUAAUUGGUAUGCUUGUGUUUUCUAGAAGACGAUAUUUUCACGACGAUUAAGCUGCGUUUUCGCCGGUGUCGUUUUACCGCAAGAUGGUGUCGUUUUCGGAAAUAUGCAAAAAGGGUUGAAGUUCUUUCUUCAGCAUUGAAUCUUUGAUUACAUAGGUUGGUUUCUUUGGAAUUCAAUUCAAUUCAAUAAUUGGUCCUCCCUUUUUGUGGAACUCAAUUCAAUUAGGUUAGUGGAAAAAAUAUGGUUGAAUCAAUUGCUGCAACUUCACUCCUUGGCCACCGCCCAAUUUGUGGUGGAAGUUUAACCAGGGAUGUUUCUGCUAAACGCAAAUCUUUGAAUACUGUUCGGUUCCCAACAACUGAGUUUCUUGGUGGGGGAAGGAUUGUGGUUUCUCUGGCUUUGCCUAAAUCUGAUAAGCAGGAUAGGUUUGUGUUUUCAUCAAUUAAGGCCUUGGCUGUGGAGUUAACAAGAGAAGCACAUGCUUAUAGGGAAAAGAAAUUGCCCAAUAGGGAUAACAAGAUUGACCGUGGAUUUGAUCAGAGGCCUGAUUUGUGGCCUCCGGCGAAUAGGGCGGAUAAGCUGUCACUUCGGAAUCCCUUGCUCCGGCAUGAGAGGAUGGGAUGUGGUUGGUUGGGUGCUAUAUUUGAGUGGGAGGGUGUUCUAAUUGAAGACAACCCCGAUUUAGAGAAGCAGGCUUGGCUGGCACUCUCUCAGGAAGAAGGCAAACCCUCUCCUCCUGCUUUUAUCCUCAAGAGAAUAGAAGGCAUGAAGAAUGAACAGGCGAUUUCGGAAGUGCUGUGUUGGUCUAGGGAUCCGGCACAGCUGAGAAGAAUGGCUAAUAGAAAGGAAGAAAUCUACCAAGCUUUGCUGGGUGGGAUAUAUAGUUUCUUGUCUGGGUCCAAGGAGUUUGUGAGUGUUUUGAUGCAUUAUAAGAUACCAAUGGCAUUGGUUUCCACGCGGCCUAGAAAGGCUCUUGAGUCUGCUAUGGGGGAGAUUGGGAUUGAGGACACUUUCAGUGUUAUUGUAGCAGCAGAGGAUGUUCAUAGGGGAAAGCCUGAUCCAGAAAUGUUUGUGUAUGCUGCACAGCUUUUGAACUUCAUACCUGAGAGGGUCAUUGUGUUUGGUAACUCCAAUCUAACAGUGGAGGCUGCUCAUGAAGCCCGGAUGAAGUGUGUGGCUGUUGCUAGCAGGCAUCCUGUAUAUGAGCUUGGGGCUGCAGACUUGGUUGUCAGGCGCCUUGACGAGCUUUCAGUGGUUGAUUUGAAGAAUCUUGCAGACAUUGAAAUGACUGAAUUUGGGUCUGUGGAGCCUGAGAUGGAGCUGGAGGUGGAAAAAGAUCAUGAUACAUCAUCACUUGAUGAAAAUUUCUGGUAAAUCCUAUAAAUGUACAGUUGAUUGAACUCAUCUGAUUGUUGAUGAUAUUAGUUACAGGUUAGUUACUUGUGUAUAUGGUAAACAGAAUAAAUGGGGAAAAAAUGAUAAGUGGUAUGCAUUGAACAUUGAUGUUACUACUAAUGAAUUUUCUGUUCAUAUACAUUCACGAAUUUUUAGAUUUGAUUUA
This is a messenger RNA of Glycine soja, 1841 nucleotides long. RefSeq names its product 5-amino-6-(5-phospho-D-ribitylamino)uracil phosphatase, chloroplastic-like. The coding region runs from base 521 to 1654 and encodes 377 amino acids. The record is from RefSeq and is a predicted model, not a curated record. The transcript has a single exon. NCBI's taxonomy places the organism in Eukaryota, Viridiplantae, Streptophyta, Magnoliopsida, Fabales, Fabaceae.